Messenger RNA from Tripterygium wilfordii, 948 nucleotides. RefSeq names its product (+)-neomenthol dehydrogenase. Gene Ontology annotation, cellular component: membrane. The coding region runs from base 1 to 921 and encodes 306 amino acids. The transcript has 3 exons. NCBI's taxonomy places the organism in Eukaryota, Viridiplantae, Streptophyta, Magnoliopsida, Celastrales, Celastraceae. The record is from RefSeq and is a predicted model, not a curated record.
AUGGAAGUAAAAGGGCAAGAAAUCCUCCUCUCUUCACCUCCCCUGUCCACCAGAAGGUGGUGGUCGUCGGAGACGGUGGCGGUGGUGACGGGGGCGAACAAAGGGAUUGGGUUUGCAAUGGUGAAGCGAUUUGCAGAGUUGGGAUUGAGUGUUGUUUUGAGUGCAAGGGACAAAGAGAGAGGACACAGGGCUUUGGAUUUGCUAAGAAGCCAAGGACUCAACAACCAUGUUCAUUUCUUUCAACUGGACAUAUCAAACCCUAGUUCCAUCACAACCUUUGCUUCCUGGUUCAAACACAAUUUUCAAGCUUUGGAUAUCCUUGUAAACAAUGCAGGUGUAUCAUUCAAUGAGAUCCAUGAGAAUUCAGUAGAGAAUGCAGAAUCUGUAAUCAAAACCAAUUUCUAUGGUUCCAAAAUGCUCACUCAGGCCCUCUUGCCCUUGUUUCGCCCAUCUUCACCAAUUUCUUUCAGCAGCUGUAGGAUCCUUAAUAUCAGUUCAAGACUUGGAUCAAUCAAUGAGUUAAGAAACCCUAAGCUAAAAGAGAUGCUACAAAGUGAGAAGCUAACAAUGGAUGAAGUUGAAGGCAUGGUGGGAUUGUUUCUUGAGAAUGUCAAGGAUGGGACAUGGAAGACUCAAGGAUGGCCUGAAAUAUGGCCUGAUUAUGCUGUUUCAAAGAUGGCACUCAAUGGGUAUUCUAGGGUUUUGGCUAAGCUUUACAAAGACAAGGGUUUAUGUGUGAAUUGCUUCUGCCCUGGAUUUACUCAGACCUCCAUGACCGGCGGCAAGGGCACUCACACCGCUGACGAUGCUGCCGCGGUUGCUGCUGGCCUUGCCUUGAUCCCUGCCAAGGACAUGCAAACUGGAAGGUUUUAUUUAGGUUUUCAUCGGCCGGGAAAAAAUAUUACAAACUCUAAACUAUGAUAACCUUUUGUACUUGAUUAAAUAUUU